This is a messenger RNA of Nycticebus coucang (slow loris), 954 nucleotides long. RefSeq names its product olfactory receptor 52K1-like. NCBI's taxonomy places the organism in Eukaryota, Metazoa, Chordata, Mammalia, Primates, Lorisidae. The record is from RefSeq and is a predicted model, not a curated record. Gene Ontology annotation, molecular function: olfactory receptor activity; G protein-coupled receptor activity. Gene Ontology annotation, cellular component: membrane. Bases 1 to 954 code for a protein of 317 amino acids. Gene Ontology annotation, biological process: G protein-coupled receptor signaling pathway. The transcript has a single exon.
AUGAUUUCUUCCAAUAAUUCUGAUCUCUUUCCACAUACUUUCUUCUUGGCUGGCAUCCCAGGAUUGACUGCUGCCCACAUUUGGAUCUCACUUCCCUUUUGUUUUAUGUUUUUCCUGGCACUGACUGGGAAUGGUGUCCUGCUUUUUCUCAUCCGGACAGAUCGUAGCCUUCAUCAGCCCAUGUUUUUCUUUCUCGCAAUGCUCUCCUUUGUGGACCUGGUCCUUUCUCUCUCCACACUGCCCAAGAUGCUGGCCAUUUUCUGGUUUGGUGCUACAGCCAUCAGCUCUUACUCUUGUCUUUGCCAGAUGUUCUUCAUUCAUGCAUUCUCUGCCAUGGAGUCAGGGGUGCUUGUGGCCAUGGCUCUGGACCGCUUUGUGGCCAUCUGUAACCCACUGCGUUAUACAACCAUUCUUACCCCAGUUCUUAUUGCCAAGAUUGGGGGACUGGUGGUGUUGCGAGGUGUGGGAUUGAUACUCCCCUUUCCAAGCCUGGCCCAUCAGUUGCUCUACUGCAGUUCACAUACCAUUGCCUAUACCUACUGUGAGCAUAUGGCAGUGGUGAAGCUGGCCUGUGGGGCUACCACCGUGGACAACUUCUAUGCCUUUGCUGUGGCAGUUUUUCUUGGAGUGGGAGAUGUGGCUUUUAUUGCCUACUCGUAUGGGCAGAUUGUGAGGACUGUGAUGCAUUUUCCUUCACCAGAGGCACGUGCUAAGGCAAGCAGCACAUGUGCAGCCCAUAUCUGUGUCAUCCUCUUCUUCUAUGGACCAGGCUUUCUUUCUGUGGUCAUGCAGUGCUUUGGGCCACCCACAGCCUCUGCUGCCAAGGUCAUCCUUGCUAAUCUCUACUUGCUCUUUCCCCCUGCAUUGGAUCCCCUGGUUUAUGGCAUCAAGACCAAGCAGAUCCAGGAGCGCCUGUUUACAAUUCUGAGCCCCAAGUGGAUUGAGCCCAUUUGA